Molecule: messenger RNA, 4335 nt
Organism: Naegleria gruberi
Lineage: Eukaryota; Heterolobosea; Eutetramitea; Acrasida; Naegleriidae
Exons: 2
Coding region: 1-4335 (1444 amino acids)
Biological process (GO): intracellular signal transduction; cyclic nucleotide biosynthetic process
Source: RefSeq, a predicted model, not a curated record
AUGACAGGAGUUCAGGCAGCCUUUAAAGAAAUCAAUGAAAAUUCUGGUGGAGUUUGGGGAGGUAAAAAACUGAGGUUAAUUACAUUGGAUGAUGGUUAUGAGCCAGCUAGAACUGUAAAUAAUACGAUUCAGCUCAUUAAUAAUAACACAAUAUUUGGAUUGAUUGGAUAUAUGGGGACAGGUACUUCGCAAGCUGCAUUUCCAUAUCUUACUGAAUCAAAACUUCCAUUUAUUGGUGCAUUCACGGGAGGAUUGUUUUUGAGAACACCUUUUGUUUCUAAUAUUGUGAAUAUUAGAGCUAGUUAUCAAGACGAAACUGUAGCUAUGGUAGAAUAUUUAGUUACAGUAAAAAUGGUGAGGAGAAUUGCAAUCUUUUAUCAGAAUGAUGCAUUCGGCAUGUCAGGGGUUGAUGGUUCUAGUUUGGCAUUGACGGCUCUUGGAAUGAGUUUAGUUUCAAGAGGUUCUUAUGAAAGAAAUACUAUUGUUGUCGCGAAGGCAGUUUCAGAUAUUGUUGCUGGAAAUCCACAGGCAAUUAUCUGCAUGUCAACAUACAAACCAACAUUGGAAUUUAUCAAUACAGUCAAGAAUAGGACAGAUUUUGACCCAAACAUUGUUUUCAUGACUGGCUCUUUUAUUGGUUCUAAUAUUUUACCAUACAGAGAUAGUGUUGUCAUUACUCAGGUAUUACCUCCACCAACCAACACAAAAUACCCAAUUGUUCUAGCCUAUCAGAGAGCUAUGAAAGCAUCCAAUCCAAAUUUCGUGCCUUCCUAUGUGGAAUUGGAAGGAUACAUUGCUGGAAAGAUGGCAGCAAAUAUAUUGACUCAAAGAGUUUCUGGAGAUUUGACACGCAGUAAUUUUCUUCAACUUGUCUAUUCCACUAGUACCUAUAUUAUUGAUAAUCAAGUUAUUGGACCGUACAAGCAAUGUAGCUCUUCUAGAUCCUUGCAUUACUUUUUUGAUGAUCCUCAAAAUCAAGAUGCCUUUCUCUAUCCAGUUUUACAACCACGUACAAGAUUGAUACCACGAAAAAUUGAAUCAACAUUUGUUGCGCCUUGCUCUUGUAAUCAAGGUUUGAGAUCUAUUUGGAAAACUUCUCAAAAUGCUGAUAGUUCAUUUAGUGAAAUUUCAGAUCCAAUGGUUUGGGAUACUACUAGUACUACUAAUUAUACCUGCUUCUAUGAUCCAACAAAGACUCUCCCACCAAUUGUAUUUGGACACAUAUCAUCUGGAGAUAAGUAUGAUGAAGAUUUUCUAGUUGGAGUGUUAUUAGCAUUCAACGAAAAAAACAAUCAAAAAGGUAUACGUGGAAGCGUGCUAAGAAUUCUCACAAAAACCCCAUCCAAUAGUUCUGCUUCUGCCCUUAUUGAUACAGUUAAUUUGUUGAAAAAUGAUUUUAAUGUACUUGGAAUUUUGGGUGGAUUUUUACCAAGUUCUAGUUAUGCUCAAUUCGUAGAUCAGUUUAAAACUCAAUUACCUAACACAUUGUUUCUAUCGCCUUCCACAUCAUAUGACUCUCCAACAUUGAGAAGUGUAUUUUCUCCAAAUAUUAUUCAUAUUGGAUUAUCUAUUCGUGAAAAGUUGGCCACCUUUUUCGAUUUUGAAAUGAAUGCAAAUGGGCAUUCCAGAUUUUCUGUAGUAUAUGGUAAAUCCACUGAAGGGGCAGCAGAUUGUAAAGAGUUCAAGAACCAAUUGAGCCAAUUUGGAUUAACUGUUGAGAGUGAAUAUGAACAUUCAUCAUCUGUUACAGAUUACAAGUUAGUCACACAAGCACUUGUUUCAAAUGAUGGUAACCCUCAAUCUGUUGUUGUUCUACUUCCUGAAAAUAUAUCCUCAUUCUCUUAUUUGAGUACUGUAAUCAAGGGUAUUGUGAAUAUUGGAAAGAGAGAUGACUUGUCAAUAUUCUUUUUGUACUUUAAAUAUACAUCUUGGGUGGCAGAUGUUUUUAACUUGAUGGCUAGUCUUAAUACCAAAAAUAAUGUAUAUCUUAUUCAAAGAUAUCCUCAUGUUGUGGACACUCAAUUACCUUUAGUUGCAGCUUACAAUAAUUUGUUCAGCAAGUAUUAUUCUUCUUCUGUUUCUACAACUGGAUCUUUAGAAGGUUUUUUGGCUGCAAGCUUUUUAAUUGAAGUUUUGGAGAAUAUUUCUCCAUCUGCAGAUAUUAAUGGACCAAGUACAAUUUUCACAAUUUACCAAACGCAACAAUUUUUGAAAUAUUCCAUUCCAUUUGGUAAUUUCAUUAGUAAUUCUUGCAAUUUGGGCAUGAGAACAACCUAUUUGUACAAGCUGGACGGAUCGACCUUUACAAAUGUCAAAAUUCAAUCAUUUGACAAGACUAAAUGUGGUCUUUCAGAAGAUAUUUUUUCCUCUGAAAGUUCCAUUGAAAAACAACUUUUAUUUGGUAGAUUACUACCCGUGGAAGAUGCUUCACUUCCAUAUGAUGAUUUUAGUGUUGGUUUGAAUGCAUUAUUCACAUCUUAUAACACUAAGGGAACACUGGAUACUGCAACUUUGCACUUAAAAACUCUGUACUAUUCAAGCAGAGAGGAAAUGACCAAGAAGGCAGAGGAGCUCAUUCUAAAAUACAAAAUUUUUGGAUUUUUAGGAUCUAGACUAGUCUAUGAUGUUACUGAACUCAAGGCUAUAAUGGAAAAUUACAAGAUACCAAUUAUAGGUCCACUUUCUUCUCAGUUAGCUUUGAGAGAACCUUACUCAAGGUUUGUGGUCAAUUUAAGACCUAGCAUUGUUGAGGAAUCUGUAGUUUUGACAAGAUAUCUGACCUCUGUUAUUACCUCAAGAAAACCAACAGUUCUCAUUCUCAGCGGAUCAUCUUACUAUUGGCAGCAAAAUAGUAAUAAUGUUGUUUCAUUUUAUUCGAAGAGUAUUGAAGGAGUUUCGAUUUCAUCAACUAGUAUUUCGUCAGUCUCUUCCACUUCUGGUAGAGCUGUAGAAGGUUCUAAGCCAGACUUGGUUCUUUUGUUGGCCUCUCCAACAGAAGUUUCACAAUUUCUAACCAACUAUCCCACUUUUUCCUCUCUAAUUGGAAUACCUUCAGAAAUUUCAUCUAUUUCUAGUUUCAAAACACUCUUAAAUGAUAUACCUUCUUCAGUAAUAAUUAGUCCUCAAUUUUUAGAAAGGUAUGAUAAGGCUUCAUCAACAAACUUUAUGGCCAGAGAUUUCUUGAUAGACAUGGCCAAAUACUCAACCUCAUCAAAUACCUCCACACUAAUGUAUGAAGCUUAUGCAGUGGGUUAUAUGACAACAACUGUUCUCAAGUUCAUGUCCCAAGCCAAUAUGGAUUAUAGCAGAGAAAAAUUUGUUUCCACAUUUUUCGAGAGGUCUGUAUUUGAAUUAGGAAAUAAUGAAUUUGGACCGUAUGGCGAUGAGUGCUCCAUACAAUCCACUUUUGUAGUGAAAGGCUCUUGUGAAUCUGUUUCUGUUUGUAAUUGUAGUCAAGGCGUGAGAGCUCUUCAAAUCAAUUCUCUAACCUCAUCCUCGGAUAGUAUUUUAUAUGAAAUGAAUUUCAAAACAUGUGGAUUGCAAGCUAUUGAACCACUUCUUUCAGAUGGAGCCAUUGCUGGUGUUGCUGUUGGGGGUACACUAGCUUUUUUAGGUACUCUAUUUGUUAUACUAGUACUGAUUUUCUGUGCAAGAAAUAGAUCCUCAGUUAAGAAUGCUCCCAAGUCAGGAAAUAUCACUUGUGCAUUUACGGAUGUUCAAAGCAGUACAAAACUUUGGCAAAAUAAUGAAAAGGCUAUGAGAAAUGCAUUAGAAAUUCAUGACAAGAUUAUGAGGAAAAAUCUUGAAUUAUUCAGAGGUUAUGAGGUCAAGACAAAUGGUGAUAGUUUCUUUGUUGCCUUUAAGGAUCCAUUUGAUGCUGUUUUAUGGUCUUUAACAGUUCAAUUAGAUUUAUUGAAUGCGAAUUGGCCUUCAGAAUUAUAUCACGAAUAUGAUUGCAGACAGGAAUGGGAUGAACGAAUCAAGAAACCUUAUUGGAGUGGAUUGAGAGUGAGAAUUGGACUUCAUUACGGAAAGGGAGAUUGCAAAUGGGAUAAAACCAUGAAACGCUUCGACUAUUUUGGAACAGUUGUAAACAAGUCAGCACGUAUUGAAGCAUUAGCACAUGGAGGACAAGUUUUGAUCAGUGAAGAAUUAUUGGAAGUAACUAAAGACCUCUUCCAAGAUGUUAAGAAAAUAGCCAGUUGUGAUGAAUUUCCAGCCUAUCAAACCACUACAAAAGAGGAGAAGAAACUAGCUGUGGACGACAAAACCUCAACAACAGCUAGUCUCAAACAUCAAAAUUCUCUCUCUAGUGUAUUGGUUGACUAUGUUUGA